Molecule: messenger RNA, 289 nt
Organism: Gasterosteus aculeatus aculeatus (three-spined stickleback)
Lineage: Eukaryota; Metazoa; Chordata; Actinopteri; Perciformes; Gasterosteidae
Source: RefSeq, a predicted model, not a curated record
UCUUUUUACAGGGGCUGCCGGAGCGUAAUGAAAGAUGAGGAGAGAAAUCGCAGCUGUGGUUUUCUUCCUGAAGAGGCUCAUGAAGAAGGAAGCGAAGCUGGAGUCGCACAAGAUCGAUCUGUUUGUUGAGAGGCUGAGCAAAGGACAGGCAUACAGGUGCAUCCGAAUGAACAGUUUCCACAAGCAGGAUCUGGAGGUCCUUCGGGCUUGCCGAGAGAGUGGGGUUCAGUUCAAUGAUCUUAGACUUCUUACAUUGUGGGUGGACCCUGGUGAGGUCGGUUGCAGGUGA